Molecule: messenger RNA, 1134 nt
Organism: Rhineura floridana
Lineage: Eukaryota; Metazoa; Chordata; Lepidosauria; Squamata; Rhineuridae
Gene: RNF32
Product: ring finger protein 32
Exons: 8
Coding region: 19-1134 (371 amino acids)
Molecular function (GO): protein binding
Source: RefSeq, a predicted model, not a curated record
AUCACUGCCUCCAGUUCCAUGAUGCAAAAGAAAUAUUGCAAGGGGAGUUCCUCCAAACGAGAUUCUAUAGCACUUACCGCUGUGGCAUUACAGGAUCACAUUUUACAUAAUCUUCAGCUGCAGAAUCUUUCAUUAGCAGAUACUUUUAAGUCAAAUGCACGGAGUAAAAAGAAUUUAUACAAACCUGUGAACAAAGAGACAAUCAAAGCAGUGGUAGAUACUGGACUAAGGAAAACAAGCAAACACCAACAAAAAAAUGAAGAUCCAGAGAAGGAAUAUGUUCUUGAUCCUUAUCCUCAGCCUCUCACUUUAGCUCAGAAACUUGGGUUGGUGGAGCCUCCUGCCAUGCCAUUAACCAUGGAGGAAUGGGAGCAUGUGAAGCAACGAUCUGUAAAACAAGGAGAUUCUGUUCAACCUUGUGCCAUAUGCAGAGAAGAAUUUGCACUUCAGCCACAGGUACUGCUCUCAUGUUCUCAUGUGUUUCACAAAGCAUGCCUGAGAGCUUUUGAAAGAUUUGCAGGUAAAAAGACCUGUCCAAUGUGUAGAAAGAUCCAGUAUCAGACCCGAGUCAUUCAUGAUGGAGCACGCCUAUUUAAAAUAAAGUGUGCCAUAAGAAUUCAAGCUUUUUGGAGGGGGCAUAUUGUUAGGAAAUGGUAUAAAAAUCUGAGAAAAACAGUGCCUCCAAAAGAUGCCAAGUUAAGAAAAAAAUUCUUUGAAGAAAAGUUUACAGAGAUCUGCCAACGAUUAUUGAAUUCAUAUGACACCCGCAUAGAUGAACUGUUCUCUGAGAUUGAUUCUGCUGUAGCUGAAAGUCAAAAUGUCUUUCAACAGCUGGACAAGAAGUUGGUCCCACUUAUCAUAGAUGAAGUUGAGUGGGAAAAGAUACAGAUGCAGGCGUUCCGGCAAGACAUAGUUGACUGUCCAAUUUGCAUUAUGCCACUCAUCCACCCCACACAUCUGCAGGAUGGAAUUCCCCAAGACAGCUACCAACCAUGCUCCCGCCAGACUGUUCUUCUCUCCUGUUCCCACAUGUUUCAUAGUUCUUGUGUUCAAGCAUUUGAAGAGUUCUCCUUGGGAGAAAGACCCAUAUGUCCUUUAUGCCGCUCCUGUUAUCAGAAGAAAAUUCUUAACUAA